AUGGCGAGGAAGGUGGAGGAGGAGGAGUACGAGGAGGACGAGGGGGAGUCGAUCGAGCGGGUGUUCGAGGGGCAGGAGGUGCCCGACUGGAAGGAGCAGGUGACGGCGCGGGCGCUGGCGGUGAGCGCGCUGCUGGGCUUCAUGUUCAGCGUCAUCGUGAUGAAGCUCAACCUCACCACCGGCAUCAUCCCCUCCCUCAACGUCUCCGCGGGGCUCCUCGGCUUCUUCCUCCUCCACUCCUGGACCAGGCUGCUCGACAAGGCCGGCAUCCCCGGCGUCAAGCCCUUCACCCGCCAGGAGAACACCGUCGUCCAGACCUGCGUCGUCGCGUGCUCCGGCAUCGCCUUCAGCGGGGGAUUUGGGAGCUACAUGUUCGGCAUGAGCGAGAGGAUCAGCGAGCAGUCAGGGGAGGUGAGGGACGAGGACAGCAUCAAGAACCCCAGCCUGGGCUGGAUGAUCGGCUUCCUCUUCAUCGUCAGCUUCCUGGGCCUCUUCUCUGUCGUGCCCCUCAGGAAGGCAUGCACGUCUCACCACAGCACUGAUCUCUACAGUCAACAUUUUGAUUUCACAAAUAUCAUCGAUUACAAGCUCAUCUACCCGAGCGGCACGGCCACGGCGCACCUCAUCAACAGCUUCCACACUCCCCAGGGCGCAAAGCUGGCCAAGCUACAGGUGAAGACGCUGGGCAAGUUUUUCGCGAUGAGCUUCAGCUGGGGCUUCUUCCAGUGGUUCUACACCGGCGGCAAAGACUGCGGAUUCAGCUCCUUCCCCACCUUGGGCCUCGAGGCACGCAGACAAAAGUUCUACUUCGACUUCUCGGCGACGUACCUAGGUGUCGGGAUGAUCUGCCCCUACCUCGUCAACCUCUCCGUCCUCCUCGGAGGCAUCAUAUCAUGGGGGAUCAUGUGGCCUAUCAUCGAGCACAAGAAGGGCGACUGGUACCCCGCCGACCUAAAGCCCAGCAGCCUCCGCGGCAUCGUCGGCUACCGGGUGUUCAUCUCCAUCUCCCUCAUCCUCGGCGACGGCCUCUACAACUUCCUCAAGGUGCUGACCCGGACCAUGACGGCGCUGGUGGCGCAGGUGCGCGGGAUGAUGUCGGGCCCGACCCUGCCCAUCAGCGAGGCCGGGGGCGACCUGACGCCGGCGGAGACGUUCGACGACCAGCGCCGCACGGAGCUCUUCAUGAAGGACCAGAUCCCCAACACGCUCGCGCUGAGCGCCUACGUGAUCACCGCGGUGAUCUCCGUCAUCACGGUGCCGCGCAUCUUCCACCAGCUCAGGUGGUACCACGUGGCCACCUCCUACGUGAUCGCGCCGGUGCUGGCCUUCUGCAACGCCUACGGCUGCGGCCUCACGGACUGGUCCCUCGCCACCACCUACGGCAAGCUCGCCAUCUUCCUGGUGGGCGCCUGGGCCGGCGCGUCCAACGGCGGCAUCAUCGCCGGCCUCGCCGCGUGCGGGGUCAUGAUCGGCAUCGUGUCCACGGCGUCCGACCUGACGCAGGACUUCAAGACGGGGUACAUGACGCUGGCGUCGCCGCGGUCCAUGUUCGUGAGCCAGGUGAUCGGCACGGCCAUGGGGUGCGUGAUCGCGCCGUCCGUGUUCUGGCUCUUCUACAAGGCGUUCGGCGACAUCGGCACGCCGGGGUCCGAGUACCCGUCGCCCAACGCGCUGGUGUACCGCAACAUGGCGAUCCUGGGGGUGCAGGGGCUGGGGUCGCUGCCCAAGCACUGCCUGGACCUCUGCAUCGUCUUCUUCGUGGGCGCCAUCGUGGUGAACCUGGCUCGGGACCUCGCGGGGCCAAACAUCGCGCAGUUCAUCCCGCUGCCGAUGGCCAUGGCCAUCCCCUUCUACCUGGGGCCCUACUUCGGGAUCGACAUGUGCAUCGGGAGCCUGAUCCGGUUCGUGUGGGACCACGUGGACGGCGCGAGGGCCAAGGCGUUCGCGCCGCCCGUGGCGUCGGGGCUCAUCUGCGGCGACGGCAUCUGGACGCUGCCGCAGUCGGUGCUGGCGCUGGCCGGCGUGAGGCCGCCCAUCUGCAUGAAGUUCCUGCCGCGCGCCACCAACAUCCAGGUGGAGGCCUUCAUCAAAUCUCUACCGCCGCCGCCUGGCUAA
This is a messenger RNA of Triticum turgidum subsp. durum (durum wheat), 2115 nucleotides long. NCBI's taxonomy places the organism in Eukaryota, Viridiplantae, Streptophyta, Magnoliopsida, Poales, Poaceae. The record is from the annotation of a GenBank genome assembly.